Messenger RNA from Oryzias latipes (Japanese medaka), 3780 nucleotides. It is a transcript of the gene tmem39a, whose product is annotated as transmembrane protein 39A. The record is from RefSeq and is a predicted model, not a curated record. Gene Ontology annotation, biological process: negative regulation of autophagosome maturation; negative regulation of autophagosome assembly. NCBI's taxonomy places the organism in Eukaryota, Metazoa, Chordata, Actinopteri, Beloniformes, Adrianichthyidae. Gene Ontology annotation, cellular component: endoplasmic reticulum membrane.
CGACUAAUGACGACACACGGGAGGAGGUGCAGUUUUGCCACGUCGGUGAACGGCACUAACGCGUUUACACUGUUGCUCCUGGAGCCCCGGAACAACUUUUUGGGCCGUUUUAUGCUUUUAUGUGAUAAGAAGGCAAACUCCGGCGUGUCUGGGCCUGUCUUAAAUUUCAGUCCCACCAGUCCAGUGUUGGAUAUUGAAGCUGGAAGGCGCAGAAAUGCUCGCUGUUAUCUGGAUUCGUCACACAACUGACUGAUGCAUCUUGGUUCCUGCCCGCAUGCUGCUGUCGAUGUGCUUGUAGAACCUCCAGGUGUCUGACUGGAUCAGCUGUGAGAGCAGGCAGCUGUGGGUGUCCUGUUGGAUCAAUAUUGGGGUGCUGUUUAGGUGAAGACCACAAACAGUCACUGGAUGACUUUCAUGGCUUGAAAUUUCAUGGUGGCUUUUUGAGACGAGCAGUAGCUGGCGACCAUGCCAGGAGGCCGCAGGGGUCCAAGCAGACAGCAGCUCAGUCGCUCCGCUCUGCCGUCCCUGCAGACCCUGGUUGGAGGCAGUGUCAGCAAUGGCACAGGUCUCAGGAAUAGGGGCAGCAACUCUGUAGGUCUGUCGGCCCCGCCUCUUUCAGCCCUCAUCACUCCUGAGCCGGUCCGUCACUCGCGGAUCCCUGAGCUGCCGUUGGACAGCAGCCUGCUGUUUGAGUUCCUGCUCUUUCUCUAUUUGCUGGUUGCUUUGUUCGUCCAGUACAUCAACAUCUACAGGACAGUGUGGUGGUACCCGUACAGCCACCCUGCUGCCUCUACCUCGCUUAAUUUCCAUUUAAUGGACUACCACCUGGCUAUCUUCAUCACUGUCAUGUUGGCCAGACGGCUCGUUUGGACAAUUGUUUCAGAGGUGUCUCAGAGCAGCGGGGGAUCGUUGCUGCGCUACGUGGUACUUAUCGCAGCCCGGCUCAGUUUGCUGACCCUGUGUGGCUGGGUGCUCUGCUGGACGCUGGUCAACCUGUGCAAGAACCACUCGGUGCUGAACCUUCUCUUCCUGGGAUACCCGUUCGGCGUGUAUGUCCCCCUCUGCUGUUUCCAUCAGGAAGGAGGAAAAAGCCAGGCGGUGGCGGCGGCAGCUGAAUGCGAUUACCAAGGGGACCACCAGCAGGCCGAUCUGGCAGAGUCUCCGUUUCUUCGGCCGCGAGACUUCCUCUUCCUGCUGCGUGAAAACCUCAGAGAACAGUUUUCCAGCCCCCCACACAUGCCCACCCACACCUGCCCGCCACAUACGCACUCGGACACACCCGAGCUGAUCCGAGCAGAGGUGGAGGAGCUCAAGAGCGACUUUAACCGGCGAAUCAAAGAAGUGCUGUUCAACUCUCUGUUCAGUGCCUACUAUGUAGCAUUCCUGCCCCUCUGCUUCGUUAAGAGUACUCAGUACUACGACAUGCGCUGGUCAUGCGAACACCUGAUCAUGGUGUGGAUCAAUGCGUUCGUGAUGUUGAUGAGCCAGCUGCUGCCCCCCAGCUACUGUGACCUGCUCCAUCGCUCUGCAGCUCACCUCGGCCGCUGGCAGAAGCUGGAGCACGGGUCAUACAGUAACGCCCCCCAGCAUGUGUGGUCAGAGAGCACCGUCUGGCCUCAGGGGGUCUUGGUACGACACAGUCGAUGUCUGUAUAAAGCGGUUGGACCCUAUAAUGUGGCCCUGCCCUCUGAUGUCUCUCAUGCAAGGUUUUAUUUCUUGUUUCACAAACCAUUGCGGAUCCUGAACCUGCUGAUCUGGAUUGAGUCCAGCGUCGUUUUAUAUCAGUUAUACUCUCUAUUGCGCUCUGAGCGCUGGAACCACACGUUGUCUCUGGGCCUUAUUCUUUUCUGCAACUACUAUGUGCUUUUUAAACUACUCCGAGACCGCAUCGUGCUGGGAAAAGCCUACGCCUACCCUCUGCCCUCCAACAGUUUGGGGCUGAAGUCCCAGUAGAGAAUCUGCGUGUGGACACCAGUUCCAAGCUCUGGAUUGGAAAAGGAGGAGGAGGUGGAAGACAGACUGUGAACUCAUAAUUGUGUUUUGAUACGGUUCUAUUUUUAAUGCAAUGUUUAUAUUUACCUAUUUAAAAGAAUAGUUUUAUUUUGUAUACGAUUUUGUGUUACACCGGGCAUUACCACGCGGACAACAUAAGCAUGUUGUUUUACGCUGUUUCUAGGCGACAGGGAAGCCGAGGAAUGCCUGGGGGUGACUCUCACCAAAGAUAUUUUAAGUACAUGUGGCCAAUCACAGAGCAGACUUGGCCGAGGAUUGUCUGCAAAACCAGACGAGCUACUCUGAACAGAGGAAGAAGUUGGGCUUGAAAUCCUGAUAGUUUGAAGCUCGAGGCACUCACUGAACAGAGUUGUCGGCAGUUUGAUAAUCACCUGUUUUGAUUGGAUACGAUGGAAACAGUGGCUGAAUCUGCCUUCUUUCUCUAUAAAGCCAAUUUUUUUCUUUUUCAGUUUAAUUCUAACUGAAGCGUGAGAACAUUUGUUUGUUCAACUUGACAAAUUUGACUUUUUUUUUUUUUUUAAGUAAAAUUUUUUUUUGUGGGAAAGAGUCUCGGCAUCACCAGGAGGAGACGUUGGGUUCAAGGUGGUCUGUCUGCUUACGGUACUUUGGUGUCCCACAGGAAACGCUGCAUCCCCUCUGCAUAUUUAUCCGUAUCUGCUCGUUCAAAGUCAUCGCAGAUGACGAAGUACAGUUACAGCCUCGGUUAACAAGCAUCCCCAAACUGAAAGCAUACUAAACAUCUGGCAGGUUAUUACACUUUUCUUCAUGUUAUGACAAACCAGUUUACUCUUCUGCGCCCUUUAGGUUAAUCCGUAUAAAGAGGUUAUAGGCAGCCAGUUGGAAAGACUGUCACAGCAUUACUGGCUCAAGUAUUCUCAGUUACUGAAACGGUGUUACAGACGAGUUGCGUUUCACUUUGUGAAAAUCCUCCUAAUAUCCAGUUGAUUGUGUGUUGGAUCCUGCCUGCUGCUGCAGUCGGUGGGAUUGAUGACUAGCUGACAGCUACCAACCCAGUAUGAGCCCAAAAAUGUGUUUAAAUCAUCUUACAUGUGAAAAGCAACACUGCUGCUGCUGAAAUGUACACAUUUGACACAUUUUCUUUUUUUCUUACCCCCAAAAAAACAAAAUGUAUCUUCUCAAAUGCAUCUACACUGCUGUGGAAUGGUCUGUUCACAUUUUCAUUGUAAAUGUAGCAAGUUUUUGCCACCGAACAGUGCUGUCGAAUGGAGUUGGUGUGUUUUGUUAAAGUUGCUCUUCACUGGCCUCGUCAUAAGGUUUUUUCAUGUCUGAAUGACAGAACGGGGCAUUCCUGAGUUUGCCUUUUCCGAAAUGCUUCUGUUUUAUGUUGCCUGAAUGAUAUUUCUGUUCUGGUAGCAGAAACGGCUGAAGAAAGACACGAAUGUCAUCUGAGAAGAUUUUAAAUUCGCUAUCCUUGGUAGCUAUAAAAAAGGGUUUCGUUUUCCUUAAUGUCCCAUAAAUUGGAGAUUUAAACGAUGCAGACAAAAUGAGGCUGAUGUACUUUUUUUUUUCUUUCUUUCUUUUGGAUGUGCCAUACAGCAAGAUCCAGAUUUAAAUUGGCUGCUCCGUAUAUCGACGUUCAACAGGAUUCCGUGUCAACUUUCUCUGAAUCUUGAAAAUGUGUCCCUAUCAACACUGAAUGUCCAGGUGUAAUACAUGAGUCAAAAGAAAUAAAAUGCUUUAUUGAUCCUCAAAGGGAAAUUAAAUAUACAUGUCAAACAAGCGGAAUAAUAAAGCAUAUUGGACAUA